Thamnophis sirtalis is the source of this 986-nucleotide messenger RNA. NCBI's taxonomy places the organism in Eukaryota, Metazoa, Chordata, Lepidosauria, Squamata, Natricidae. The record is from RefSeq and is a predicted model, not a curated record.
GGUGGAAGCCUUCAGUGAAGAAGCGUCCAUCUACGACAAGCGCUGUGAUUUAUGGAGCUUGGGAGUCAUUCUGUACAUCAUGUUGAGCGGUUACCCCCCUUUUGUGGGUCACUGUGGGACCGACUGCGGCUGGGACCGUGGUGAAGCGUGCCCCGCUUGCCAGAAUAUGCUGUUUGAAAGCAUCCAGGAGGGGAAAUACGAAUUCCCAGACAAGGACUGGGCUCACAUCUCUUUCGAAGCUAAAGACCUCAUUUCAAAGCUCCUUGUAAGAGAUGCCAAAAAGCGUCUGAGUGCAGCCGAAGUCCUCAAGCAUCCUUGGGUACAAGGGUGUGCUCCUGAUAACACUCUCCCCACUCCAAUCAUCCUACAAAGGAACAGCAGUGCCAAAGAGUUGACCUCGUUUGCCGCCGAAGCCAUUGCGGUCAACCGUCAGUUAAUGCAGCACGAGGAGGAAGCUGCGGAGGAGACUCACCCCAUUAUCAUCAAAGCUACCUCAUGCUCUAUGCACCUCUCUCCUCCCUCCGAAUCCAAGCUGGCUAAACGGAGACAGAAGACAAGCAUGGCUAAAGCGAACCCCACCCAGCAUCUGGUGACUCCCUUGGUCUUGGUUGGGGAUCACAUGUGACUGCCUUUCCUUCUAUACGUCCAUUCUCCCUCUCACUCCCCCAAGCCCUUUGUGUCUCUUCGGACAAAAAGGUCUGCUUGAAUAGCUUAACAAAAAGACCAAGAUCAAGUUGGCUGGUUCCCAAGGAUUCUUUUCUGUCUAUGAUCUUGUUCUUGACGCACAUGGCUGUUUUGUUUCUUGUACCUUUUUGUUUCUCUCUUUCUCUUUCCCUCUCUCUCUCUCUCUCCUUCUCUGAAAAAAAGCUAUUUAAAUUCUAUUUCUCCCUUCCCUUGUUUCCCCUCUUCCCAGUGUAUUUUGAUGCACAAGUAAUUUUUGCUUAAAAAGUUAAAAAAAAAGGCCCCUUCCUCCCCACUGAAGGGGC